This is a messenger RNA of Ruditapes philippinarum (Manila clam), 8589 nucleotides long. RefSeq names its product glutamate receptor-interacting protein 1-like. Gene Ontology annotation, biological process: neurotransmitter receptor transport, endosome to postsynaptic membrane. Lineage: Eukaryota; Metazoa; Mollusca; Bivalvia; Venerida; Veneridae. Gene Ontology annotation, molecular function: protein binding. The record is from RefSeq and is a predicted model, not a curated record. The coding region runs from base 109 to 3363 and encodes 1084 amino acids. The transcript is spliced from 19 exons.
UUCUUACGGAGAAAUUAUUCUUACGACACCGUUUGAAAUUUUGUGAAAAGAGGAAUGACAAGAAUUUCAUGUAAAUAAAUGGCAAAAUACUCACUUUUGAAAUGAAAAAUGCCACACUGGCGGCCCGGUUGUCUUCGUGGAUCAGUUUAUGAGAAAGAUCCUAUAGAGUAUCGUCCAGCUACUAAUGGAUAUCCAGGGCCAGCGCAUGAAGACAACUUUCGAGAUGAAACAAGGGGAACGACUCUGGUUGAUUUGCGUAAGAUUGAAGGGUCUGGAUUAGGUCUCAUUCUUGCAGGAGGCGUAGACAAACAUGUUCGUCCACAUAUAUCCAACUUGAGGCCUGGUGGUGUAGCUCACAGAUCUGACCUGUUACAAGUGGGUGAUAUCCUGUUGUCAGUGAAUGGAAUUAAAACAGGAUAUAUGAAACAUGAUGAGAUUGUCAAUCUUCUAAAGAAUGCUGAUGAAAGUGUGAGGCUGGAAGUCGAGUAUGAACUACCAGAGUUAGUCCCAGCAGAUGCAUUUUCUGUAUGUUGUAAGCAGCAUUCAAUAGCUGUACAUCCAGACAAUGCUAGUUUUGGUUUUACUCUGAGAGGCGGUAUGUGCCAGAACAGACUCAAGUCUCGUCCAUUGACUAUUACACAAGUCCGACCUGGUGGUCCAGCUGAUAGGGAAGGUUCCUUGAAGGUCGGAGAUCGUAUACUGGCAGUGAAUGAUUUUAGUAUAGUGACCUUGACCCUUACAGAAAUGAAUAUGCUGUUGACUCAGUGCAAUGAAGAGACAUUAUUUACUAUAGAAUAUGAUGUCUCUGUGAUUGAUGCUGUACAGAAGGCUAGUGGACCGUUAUUAAUUGAGAUAGACAAGACUCCUGGUGCAGCACUGGGUAUAACACUGUCUCAUGGUCGACAUAAAGGCAAACAUUGUGUCUGUAUAGACAGUAUACGACCUAUGAGCAUGGCUGACAGAUGUGGAGCGCUACACGUUGGUGAUCUAAUCUUGUCAAUAGAUGGCGCUUCUGUUGAGCACAUGACUGUUGCCGAGGCGAUGCAGUUGUUAAAAUCGUCUCAUGGCGACCAAAUUAAAAUGGAGAUUCUACCAUCGAGAUUAGUGGAUCAGAAAAUGUCGACGGACACGAUUUUCUUAAAUGCAGGCUUCCAGAAGAACAGCAUAUUACCUUCUAUAUCCUCUCCCGUCCUUAACAACCCCUCCCUCUUCAACGGUAUUGGGUCGUGUAAGAGUUACAGUUCCAUCGGAUUCUCCGGACGCUUGUCUACAGAUAUGCUCAAUAAAAGGAGAAAAUCGUGGAUGAAGUCGGAAAAGAGAGUCGGAUCUUGUGCCUCAAUCGGAUCAGCUUCUACCUCAGUAUUUACUGCCAGUAACCAGGUGUGCCGUAUGGAUAUUCAUGAGGUAGUCCUGUAUGGUGAGAGGGCGGGGCUAGGGCUGGUCCUAGAAUCUACAGUCCCGCCUACUUGUAUACUGCAAGAUGCUCCAGUAGUAACAAGAUUAGAGCCACACACUGCAGCAGAAAGAUGUGGUGUUAUACAUGAAGGUGACAGGUUACUCACUAUCAAUGGUGUGGAUGUCUGUGAGAAGACCAUGGACGAGGUCAAUCAAAUGCUUCAAGAAUCUUGGCAACAUGCCAGACUUGAGAUAGAGUUUGAUAUUGCAGACACUGUAAUGGCAAGUAGUGGAACAUUCGUUGUCAAGUUGCCACGGAAACCAGGUGGAAUUGGGAUAACAUUGAGUAUGAAAACCAAGCUAGGAAAUCCAUUACUUAUUACUGAAGUUAAGAAAGGAAGUGUCGCUUACAGGUGUGGGUCUGUCCAAGCAGGUGAUAAAUUACUGUCUAUAAAUGACAUACGGACAAAUAAUCUAAGUAUAGAAGAAGCUGUGUCAUUGUUGAAAGGUGAUGAUGAGAUCAUAAAACUCAAGUUGAAAAGGGAAGACCUCUGCAUAGAUGUGAAUGGAGAAGAGUUGAUAUCGUAUACAGUUGAGUUGGAGAGACAUGGUGGUCCUCUAGGGGUCACAAUAUCAGGAACUGAUGACCCCACUGACCCAAUUGUCAUAUCUGCCCUGGUUGAAGGUGGUCUAGCUGCCAAAACUGGAGCUUUACAGACUGGUGACCGUCUGCUUGCCAUCAACAGUAUUCCCACGACUGGUAAAACUCUGGAGGAAGCUAAAGAUAUGCUACAUUCUGCGGGGGAUCUAGUCACACUGAAAAUUGCUCGCCAUGAUAAGCAAAAGAGCCAGGGAAACCAAAGUAAUAAUAGCAGCAAAACUGAUGCAUUAAGGGAAGAUUCUUGUAAAUCCACGACACCAGUUUUCAGUGUAGACAGUGCACUAGAUUCGUGGGACAGUUCUGGUCAAGAUAUCAAUGCUUUAUCCCAUCACGGACAAUGUAAUGCUGUACUUAAACCCCGCCAAAAUAGCACAUCUGUGCCAAAAUCACGUGAAAACCGACAUAGACGGUCACGGCCCUACUCGUCAGAUUCAACCGACACCGGAGAUGAUUUUGGAAAGAAGAUGUCUGAACUACAGAUAUCUGAUGAAGCAUGGGAAGGCGACCAUGAAAGCAGUCGGAGUGAGGAUUCUAGUCCAGGUGCGGAUGAUUGGUCAAGGGCCUUUAGAAACUUUAAGGCGCAAGCUGAAAUUAUUGAACAAAUCCCUUCUCCAGAUAAACAGCAUAGUACGGGUAGUUUAGAUAGACGAUCAUCACGCAAUAAUGGAGCAAAAAAAGAGAGGCAGAAAGUACGUAGGAAUUGGUCACACAGUACGAGUCGUGGUGCUAUUAGUCAAAACGACCUUCGACCUUAUGUUGUUGAUAGACGGCAAAGACGGUGUGCAAGUAGUGCUAGUGCACGUGAUCUGGACAAUAUGCCGUUAAAAGAUCAAUUAAAAACAGUCUAUUCACCUCAGCCAAUUCAGUUACAUAGAGUAACAUUGGUGAAAGAUUCGCCGACAGAUGACUUUGGUUUUGGAGUAUCUGACGGCGUGUAUGAUAAAGGAGUCUAUAUAAGUGCAAUUCGCCCAGGAUCUGUUGCAGAGGUCAUGGGACUUAAACAGUUUGAUAGAAUAUUACAGAUAAACAAAAUAAGGACAAGAGAUUUUGACUGUAGUUUAGCAAUUCCUUUAAUUGCUGAUGCAGGGGAAAGUCUUGAUAUUGUAGUGUGUAGAAAUCCAUUGACUCAGAAUAAAACUGCCCUCAAAGAACCUCAGAGACGCAAACCACCCCCACCAGAGCCUCUUGAUGGGGCGGAGUCAUGUGAACAAGAUAUCCAAUCAGCUGAUAGUAUUCCAGUGUAUAUGAAUGUAUAUAAUUUAGACACGCCUAUAGCAAGGAGUGUAAAAUCAAGUAAAACUGUAUGAUGAAUAUAUGUAAUGAAGUAAAAUGAGAUUUAUUUCAAGAUCUGAAAUUUUUAUGGGAAAGCAAACAAAAAAGACACAAGAAAGAAAAAAUGGUUGAUAAAUAUUAUUAAAGUACUAUUACUACUAAUAUACCUUUAUAGUUUAUAAACUUACAUCUCAACUUGGAUUUUAUGUAAUGUGUAGAUUUUUAUUUACAUGUAUUGUGUUGUUUAUAGUGUUAGUGAAAAGAGAUUAUGUAAAGUUGUGAAUUAGGAUGUUAGUGUUAGAUCAUAAAUUAUGUCUGAAAUUUCAAGUGUCAAGUCUAUUAGAUCAUGUUAUGUUGCUUAUCAAUCAUGUCUAUUACACCAUAUGGUCAUUAAUCAUGUUCUUAUGCCAUACAUCAUUUCUAUUGAAUUAUAUUCAUGUAUAUUAGAUCAGGUUCCAUGUGUAUUAGAAUAUACAAAACAUCAUGUCUAUUGGAUCAUACAUUAUGUUAACAACAUGUCUGUUGUAUCAUUCACCGUGUCUUAGGUCUACAUCAUGUCUAUUGCAUCAUACACCAUAUGUACAUCAUGUCUAUUAGGUCAUACAUUAUGUCUACAUCAUGUCUACUGGAUCAUACACUUCUGCAUCCUGUCUAUUGCAUCAUAUACUGUGUACAUCAUGUUUAUUGGAUCAUACACAGUAUCUAUAUCAUGUAUAUUGCAUUAUACACAAUACACACAUCAUGUCUAUUGAAUCAUACAUCAUAUCUAACUUCAUAAAAAUUAAAGUGGCCCACAGCAUUUUUUUCUGAAAUUUUGUGUCUGUUUUAGAAAGCAUGUAAAUUUAUAUAGUUUGUGAACAUGCAAUGAGACAAAUGUAUUUUUUUCUUUGUGAGUUUUCUGUAGAUAUGCCAUUGUUAUGCAAGAAAAUAGUUCACAGCCUUUAGGCAUCCAAAAAUCAAUUUCACAAUUCAUUGCAUGCCCUUUUUUUUGGUUAUAUAUCUACAAGUAAGUAAAAAAGUGUUAGUGUUAAAGGGAAAUGUAUGAAAUAAUUAUAUACUUUACAAUAUUGAUGAUAUUUAUAGUUAUGAUAUUACACAAAUUAUGUACAUUAUAUUUUAUUGUACUAGUGCUAUUUAUAACUUUUUUCAUUCUUGUAAUGGAUUUGUUUAUUUAUAGAUACAGUGCAUUUUGUUUGCAAAUAAAAAGUUUAUAUGCAUAGCCAAUAGAUGUUAUGCAGAACUUGGCUAAUGUUCCCAGCUUAUCCGCAGGUAGAAACAAAUUAUUAAAUACUACAUUAGAUGAAUUAUUUUCAUGAACUACAAUCCAGCAGUUUAGAUUUUUACGAAACACACCUUUAUAAAUGAAUUUUUGUUUUAAAGUAACAAAAACUGUUAAGGGUUUUGAGAUAAAUUUUAUUUUGAUUUGUGUUCUUACUAUUACAGUACCUUUUAACUUCUGUGAAUUCACUUAAUUUCAUGGGCAUAAAAUUUCAUGGUUUUGUCACACAGAACAUUUUCGUGGGUUGUUAAAUUCUUUUCCCAUAAGGUAAAAAGGAAAAAAAAAUGUGAUGCAAAAUAAUCUUACAGCAGACAGAAUGAAAUUUCAUUGGAUCUUAAAUUCGUAGAUUGACCUAUCGAUGAAAACCAUGCAAAUUAGUUUACAACAAAAAAUAAUAAUGAUUUUGUGAUAUAAAAUAGGUCAACCUACAUACAUGUAAAUAUAUACCUAUAUAGAGAAUGAUCUGUCACACACUGAAAUGUAACAAAACAGAAAUGUUUAUCCAAGGUCAUUUACCAGGAGAACAAUAUAUUCUGUAAACCAUUGAAUAUUAGCAAAUAUAGGGACUUUGCUUUAGCCACCAGUAUACUGCCAGAUCAAAAAAAGCAUACCAUGCAGUCUGACCAGUCUGUAUACUGUUGGUAGUUCAAUUUUGAUAUUGAAAUCUCGUAUUACACAAAUUGAACAGGUUAAAGGUUUAGAACUAUUUAUAAUGCUUAAAGGUGCUGGAAUGAGUUAUGUUAUAGCAGAUAUGGUGCUAUAUAAUAUAUGCCAUAUACAUGUUUCAUUGUUCUGUUGAAAUUAUGUUUAAAAAAUGGUGUUUUUUUUUUUCAUUUAAAGAAAGCAAGUUUUGUUUUGUUACCUAUUUAUAUUGGUUGUUUCAAUGUUGAAAUUAUUAUGAAAGUUAAAGACUCUUUGUGCUGUAGACAAUACAUUACUCCUAUCAUUUCAACUGGUUAACCCCCUCUUUUCCGAGAAGUGGUCUGUUAACAAGUAUCAUUAUUUUAAUGCUUAAUACUUUGAUUUGUAAUAAAUAUUACCCGGAACUCGGCAAAUGUGGGUUUUUCUAUGUUUAUUCCCUGGUACAAACAAACUUUUACAGUUACAGCUUGAAAUGUUGGUCGAAAUUAGGGGACCUUUUCAGUUUUUAUUGUUUGUUAAUUGCAGGGAGAAGUUUAGCCCGGUCUUUUCUGUUCAUUGCUAUUUGUGGUCAGCUGUUCACAAACAGUAUCACAAACAAAACCAUGUGUUCUUCUGUGUAAACCAGGUCGAUCAAUGACAUUGUAUUAUCCCAGUGUAGCAUUUGGCUAGCCAAUUAGCCAAUUUGUAUAAAAUGUGUUUUACUGGAAAGGUCCAUUACUUUAAUAGUGUAUACAAAUUGCAAAUGUUUGUUUCAACAGUGUUUCAUUUAAAUACAGAAUUUUUGUAAGCAUUUUAAAUUGUUCUAUUUUGCUAAGGCUGAAAGAAUUUUUGUAAGCAUUUUUGAAAUGUUUUAUUUUGCUACGACUGAAAUAUUGAGGUGAUAGACCAACCCUUUUUAUGCUUUAACGUAGAUGUAUGAUUAAACAAGUACACUUAUUGUGAAAAGGAAAACACGUUUCUUCCCAUAUUGGGAACAUUUUAUGCUUGCCUUUUUACUUUGAUAAAAAUACUCGUUUUUUUAGAGACAGCAUUUGUUAGUGCAUGUAUGUAAUAUAUGUGUAGUUAAUGUUUUUUUCUUGUCCCAGUUGUAAAUAUUAUCUCUAACACUGAUUUCUUCAUGUUGAAUAAUGUAAAUUGUUCUUCUUCUACCUUGAAAUCCCGGUUUUUAUAUCUACAUUCCUGAUCAAAGAAUAUAUUGCUACAGUGUAGAAUGUGUGGAAGAAAUACACUAAUAAUUUUGGUGCACAACAUUUCGUCGAAAGGCAUCUUGUCAAAUACGACAGCAAUAAUUUUUCCCCUCAACUUUUUCUGCUAAGAAUAAAAUUCUGAACCUUUGAAUUCAUUUGAUGUUUUGGCAUAAUUUUUGAUGCUUAGGUGUGAUUGCUAUAAAAGAUAACAAAUGUUCUCAUAAUUACAGUCAUUAAAGUUAUACAGCUUUAUACCAUUGUUAGGUAAAUUUGACUACGGAUUAAAUACAAUGUACAUGUUAUUUGUAUAGUUUGUUAGAUGUUAUUUCAAAGGUCAGCUCUGUUUAUUACUUAUCAAUACCAAGGUCUGCUAAUGAAGUCAAAAUAUUGUUCUCCGUGGAAGUAAAACAAGUUGUUCAUUUUUGUUAGAAAAAAAAAAUGAUUGAAGUAAUUUGAUACAAAUAAACUGGAAAUAUAGAUUCAGUUUUUAAUGGGAAAGAUUGUUUUCCAGGUUACUUGUGGGCUAUAUGGAUAACGCCAUGUCUGUUCUUGAAUGCUUACUCACAAUUGGUUUUCCAACGGUUAAAAUUAGAAACUACAUCGCUUUCGAAAUUGUGAAAGCUUGCUGAUGAUUGGUUGUUUGAAAGAUCAUGAGAAAAUUACAACCUAUUGGUGGUAGUAUGGUCCUUAUGUGUAGCAUUAUUUAUAGCUGAUUUUAAUCAGAUUGAAAUUUCCAUAACCAUUAAUUAAUAGGCCAUUUUCAUAAAGACAUCAAAUUUUGAAUUUAUAUAAGGUGUUAAAUUUUUCUUUGACCAUUCUUUAUUUCCUUUUCUGAACAAAGCAUCAUUUUCCAACUUUUUAUAACCCUGAAAUUAAGGCAGCAACAUUUGCAUCCGCCACAGGGUUAUGUUUUGUAAAGUGUGCACUUUCUACUUGACAGCAGUAAUUCAAAGUUUUCCCAACCAUUUCUAUUCAUGCUGGCAUGUCACUUUUUACUAUGCAUUUCUUAAUAUAUUAGGUAUAAUUCUAUAUAUACAAAGUAGUUUUAACUUAAUCAUUCUCUUUACUUGAUCUGUCUAUCUAUACAUGUUUGAGUAUUUAUAUUUUGAAAUAUCUUCUUCUAGAUCUGAAAUAUUUUUACUUAUAAUCAUUCUGGUAUAUUUUGUAACCAGUAUUGUAACUCUGCAUGUGUUAGGAAUUAUUCUUCACAGUGAGUCAUGUAUUUUAUUAUAAAAAUUUACAAAUAUAUCUGUAUUUAUAUGUCUUUUCAUCAUCACUUAAAGUAAGAUUUCAAUUUGGCUUUAAAGUUAAAUAUAAGAUUGAUUUUUUUAUAGUUUUUUAUUAGUUUUAUACAUACUUGUUGUAGGGUAGCCUCUUUUAGGUGAUAAAAAAAUUGUAUUUAAAAUUGUAAUUACAUCCAUUGUGAUGUUAUAAAACACACAUAGUGGGCACACCUUUCUAUUGUUAAACACUCCUCUUUAAUUAAAUAGGCACCGCCUUCUUUAUGUUUAAGCAGAUAAGAAUGAUUCUAGGUAUAAAAUAUUGUGGGCAUUACAUAACUAAAUCUUUACUAAUAAUUGAAUUGAUUAAUUAUUGCAUGUAAUAGUCAACUUUAGUUUAUCUUUGAUCCAAUCAAUUUCUUAUUGAAUAUAUUAACUAUAUAGUUAUACAAAUCAUUGUGAAUGUUAAUGUAUAAUUUCAUAAAUGACCGCAUGAACAAGGUCACUGACUUGAUGAAAACUGUGGCUAUUUCAAAUGUUUAGGUUGUUAAUAAGAGAUGUUUAUGUUUCAAAUUAUGAUUGUGAACUAUCACCCACUCUGUUUGCUGAUUUAUAGCAUCAUUAUUUCCACUAUUUCUCUGAGAAUACAUUUUUUGGUUGUUAAAAUCAUAAAUUUAUCAUGAAUUUAGCAUUUUUGUUGAUGAGAACAUUUCUUGUCUUUUAUUAAGGAUGAUUUAAGUUAAAGACAACAGCUGAAUGUAACUGUUUUGAACUCUGUACACUGAUGAACUUACGAAUGUAACUGUUAUGAAUUACGUACCCUGAUGUACUUAUUUGCAUACCAAGCAAAACUUUGUAUUCUUUCUAUGUUAUUUUUUGCCAUAUAUUAUGUUGUUUUAUGAUAAAUCACAUGCAUUAAAAUGUUAUGUUUAA